Molecule: messenger RNA, 2934 nt
Organism: Paramecium pentaurelia
Lineage: Eukaryota; Ciliophora; Oligohymenophorea; Peniculida; Parameciidae
Source: the annotation of a GenBank genome assembly
UAAUGAAAUUUGGAAGUGUAUUUAAUCCGAGAGGUGUUCUGGAGAUAAACUACAAAAUAUCAUCCAUAGAUGCUUAUUAAAAUGUCUUAUAUACUGGAGAUGAGAAAGGCACAUUAAAUAGGUAAAUGAUUAAAUUGAAUUAGAUAUCAAUUAUAGCCUGAUUAAGCCAUGAUUAUUCAAGCUAAUUAAGCAUAAUCAAAAUCUUUAACUAAAUCGAGGAUUGAUUAAAUAAAAGUUUUUCCUUAAGCAAAUGCUAAUCUUUUAGUUUUAUCAGAUUAGACUUUAUAUUUUGUUGAAGAAAAAACUUUAAAAGGUGAAUAAAUAUCAAAAGAAAAGGUAUCAUUAUUUGCCUUAAAUGAAUUUUCUAAAAUAAAUUAAUUUGAGAUUGUGAUAGUGACAAAGAAGAAAGAAGGCUUCAUUUUAUAAUAUAAUUAGAAAGCAGGAAAAUUUGAAUGUAUGAGAGAGAGAUUCUUAUUGCCUGACAUCCCUGUAACAAUAUCAUUUAUAGGAAACUUAUUUUAUUUUGGAAUAUCAAAGAAAAAUUAUUCUGUGAUAAAUCUUGAUGAUAAAUAACUAUAAGUAGCAAAUUUAAUAAUGGAUAUUGGUAAUAAUCCAUAUAUCAAGGCUACUGAUAAUGAUGAAAUAUUAAUAAUAACAACUAAUAAUAUAGGUAUUUUUAUUGGUAAAGAUGGUUAAAUGAAAUAGAAAAGUACUAUUUAAUUACAAAAUAAAUCAAUAUAAAUAAUAACUAUUUUUAAGUAAUAUUUAAUAGUACUAUUUGAUAAUUUAAUUCAAGUAUUCAAUUUAUUAGAUUCUAAACCAAUGAGUGAUAUAUAAUUACCAUCAUCAGCAAAAUGUAUUACUUAAACAUCAAAUCAUUUAUUUUAUGGAAGUUCUACUGAAGUAAGAGUAUCAAUAUUAUUAGAUUAUAUACUUAUAUUAAACACCUCCUGAAUAAUAGAUUUAGGAUUUACUUAAGUAAGGUAAAGUGGAAGAUGCACUUCAAGUAUUUUAAUAAUACAAUUAAAAUUCAGAUGCAUCAAAAAAUUAAUAAUUAGAAUAAUUAAAAUUGGAUUGUGGUUGGGCUUUGAUAAGAUAAAUGUAGUUUUAGAAUUCAUUAAAUUAUAUAUUAUAGACAAAUUUUGAACCAAGAGAUUUUAUUUGUUUAUUUCCAGAUUAUUAUUAUGCUGUAGAGAAAUUAGAAUCAGUUAAUUAGAAUCCAUCUUAGAAUACUAUAUCAUUAAUUAUUAAUAAAUAUGUAGCAGAAUACAAUAAAGGUGAUCCAAAGAAGAGUUAAGAAUUGAAAUUAUAAGCAAGAGAUUUCUUGAUUGAAAUUUUAGAGAAAAAAAGAUCAAUUUUAACAUCAACUUAAUAUGCAUAUUCUAUGAAAGAUAAAUUAACUUUAUUAACUAGUACAUAAAUAUAUAAUUAAAAUUAAUGGCAUGCUAUACCAUGUGAAUAACUUUUAGAACUUAUAGAUUUUGCAUUAAUAAAGGCAUAUUUAGAAGCUUAAUAAUUAUCAAAAUUAAAAAGUUUUUUAUCUUGUAAUCAAAUAUAUUGUUUAUCUAUGUAUGCUGAAUUAUAAGCUAUAUUUUAAAAUAAUAAAGCUAUUGAAUAAUAAUAAGGUAUUUUAGCUAGAUUUUAUGAAUCAUUUAAUAAAAUUGAUUUGUCAUUAGAAGUUUGGAGAACAAUUGGUGGUGAUUCAUUAAAUUAAUAAGUUUAAUAAGAGGCUUGUGAAGAAACAACAAGAAUUCUUAAGUAGAAUCCAGAUAAAAAUAGAAUAUUUAAAUUUAUUUUAUGGGUUUUUAAGAAACAAAUCAAAACUGGAAUAUAAAUAUUCUAUGUUAGUGAAAGUAUAAUAUCACCAGAUUAAAUGUUAAAAUUCUUGGAUGAAUAAGAAAUGGAAUAAGAUUUAAAGAGGAAAUUAAAGGAGAAAUAUUUAGAAGUUUUAGUAUUAGAAAAAUAGACAGAAGAAGAAAGAUUUCAUACUUAAUUAGCAUAUUCAUAUAUAGAUUCUUUAUUUAAUAUAUUUCCUAAGGAUAUUUAACCAUCUUAGAUUGAUAUGAAAAAGAAUUAAAUAGCAGGAGAUAUAUAUUAAUCAUUAAAAAAGUUCUUGAAAAACCCAAAUGCUAAAUAUAAUUCUUCUAGUAUUUUAGAAAAAAAAGUAAAGGAUUCAUGGAUGAUUGGGGAAGUAAUCUUAUUGUAUGGAAGAGAGAAAAGACAUGAAGAAGCAUUAAGUUAAUUAUUAAAUCUUGGAUAUUAUGAUUGGGCUGAGAAAUAUUGUUGUGAAUACACUGAUAAUUUAUUAACAAAAUUAUUCAAAAAGGUAUUAAUAUUAAAUAAAUUUAUAGUAUAAAGAAUUAUAUUUCUUUUUAGAAGGUAAAUAAAAGGAAAGAUCAAAUGAUCAGUAAACUUAAUUUGCAUUUACUUAAGUUAAAGUAAUAAAAUUUAUGAUUUGAAUUUAGAUUACAAUUAACAAUUUCCUUAAAAAAUAUGCAACACAUUCUUAAUUAAAUGCUUUAGAAGUAUUAGAAAUGAUACCAGAGAAUUGGAUAUUAGCUGAUUAAGGUGAAGAUGAUGGAUUAUUUUAAUUUUUAAAUAGUGUGAUAAGUAAUUACAUAUUUAAUUUAAAAAAGGUCAUACAUUACAUUAGAAAAGAUCAACAAAAGCAGCAUUUCAUCUAUCUGAUAUGGAUUUAUUAAAUGUUGAAUGUUUGAAUGCUAGUACCAAAUAAGCUAGUGUAAGGAUUACAUCUGAUAAGAAAUGUGCUGUUUGUAGUAGAUCUAUAGGUGAAAAAGUAAAAAAUAUUAAUAUAUUUUUAGGUGUUUGUUGUUUAUCCUAAUGCUGUAAUUGCACAUCAUACAUGUAUUAAAAGUAAUACUGUAUGUCCAUAGACUGAUAAAGACUUUGAAAAGUAUUUUAAAAUGUGAAUGU